CUCGGCAAAAUAGCUAAGUCCAUUUUGCAGUUCCUUAAAAAGAAAAAGUCCCAUCAUAGUUCCUCAUCCGGCGAGGGCAAGCUACAGGCGCAGUCCAGUUGCGAGGAGGAGGGCGGAGCGGCAGCGGGAGGAGCGGGCGCGGCAGGAGCGGCAGCAGGACCCCCAGCGGACCAGGCUAGCAGUUCCUCAAAGAGUCCCAACAUAGUUCCGCAUCCGCCCGGUUCGGGAGCGGAUUCCGGCGGAGCAGGCACUAGCGGCGGAGGAGGAGGAGGCGCAGCAGCAAGCAGCUCCGGCGACGAUCAGGCCCAGGUGUCGGCCAGCGCAACCUUCCGCCUCUCAUCGCUAACGGGUACCAUCUCCAAGAUGGGCAACAACGCCACCACGUCGAACAAGAAGGUCGAUGCCGCCGAGACGGUCAAGGAGUUCCUCGAGCAGGCCAAGGAGGAGUUCGAGGACAAGUGGCGCCGCAAUCCGACCAACACCGCCGCCCUCGAUGACUUUGAGCGGAUCAAGACCCUGGGCACCGGGUCCUUUGGUCGCGUCAUGAUCGUCCAGCACAAACCCACGAAAGACUACUAUGCCAUGAAGAUCCUCGACAAGCAGAAGGUGGUCAAGCUGAAGCAGGUGGAGCACACGCUGAACGAGAAGCGCAUCCUGCAGGCCAUCCAGUUCCCCUUCCUCGUCUCGCUGCGCUACCACUUUAAGGACAACUCCAAUCUCUACAUGGUGCUGGAGUACGUCCCGGGUGGCGAGAUGUUCUCCCAUCUGCGCAAGGUGGGACGCUUCUCGGAGCCGCACUCGCGCUUUUACGCGGCGCAGAUCGUGCUGGCCUUCGAGUACCUGCACUACCUGGACCUCAUCUACCGUGAUCUGAAGCCAGAGAACCUGCUAAUCGACUCGCAGGGCUACCUCAAGGUGACGGACUUCGGCUUUGCCAAGCGGGUCAAGGGUCGCACCUGGACGCUGUGCGGCACGCCCGAAUACCUGGCCCCGGAGAUCAUUCUGUCCAAGGGCUACAACAAGGCCGUCGACUGGUGGGCGUUGGGUGUGCUCGUCUACGAAAUGGCAGCCGGCUAUCCGCCGUUCUUUGCGGAUCAGCCGAUCCAAAUUUACGAGAAGAUCGUCUCCGGCAAGGUGCGCUUCCCAUCGCACUUUGGCUCCGAUCUUAAGGACCUACUGCGCAACCUGCUGCAGGUGGACCUGACCAAGCGCUACGGCAAUCUGAAGGCGGGCGUCAAUGAUAUUAAGAACCAAAAGUGGUUCGCCUCCACCGACUGGAUUGCGAUCUUCCAAAAGAAAAUCGAGGCGCCGUUCAUUCCGCGGUGUAAGGGUCCCGGCGAUACGAGCAAUUUCGACGACUACGAGGAGGAGGCGCUGCGGAUCUCCAGCACCGAGAAGUGUGCCAAGGAGUUUGCUGAAUUCUAGAGGAGCUCUUCGCCAGUCAGCCCAAUCCCCUCGUUCUGCAGGCGUCUGCAACUGCAAUUGUAUCUGCAACUGCUCCUGCUAUUGCCACCGCCGUGGCAUCGCGGACCACGUCCUCAUCGUCGUUGUCGUCGUCUUGUCUAUAUGUCUACUACUUACAACUACAACAACUGUAACAGCCCCCCACAACACAACAACCACCACAUCUGCGUCUAUCUAUCUGUCUGCAUCUACUCCACAUCCACACUUUUGCCAACAUUGGAUUUCUUACCAAACACAACAACUUACAUCAACCAUUUCCCUACGUCUUCAAGUGGGACAGUUUGAGCAAACACAGCCGGAACAAUCUUUUCAUCUGGGGUGUGAAGCCGAGUGGAAGGACUUGGAAGACGAUUUGAAAUCCGGAUACCGAAACAACAAGAUAUAAAAACCGAUAAAAUAAUGACUUACACAUUAAUAUUCAUUCAUAACAUAUAGCGUAUUUAACCACGAGACUACAGAUAUUUAGUUGUAAACGUAGCUUAGUCUUAACUAAAGAAUACAAGAGGAACCGAUAAAGAACCAGCAACAAAGCGAAAGUGGAAAAGUAAAGGAAAAGUAAGGAAAAACACAAGAGGAAAUCCAGGAGAGUUGUCAUCUAAGCCAGGGCUAAAGAAUUUCAUUUCAUUUCGAUCGAUCCAGAUCGGUCACUCAGUCAGCUGCAGCAACAACAAGUUGAGAGUAUAAAACGCUUUAAUAAUUUUUAAAUGAAAUACAAAAGGUUAAAUUUAACACAAAAAUUAUGGCGCACACAGUGUGCUUGACAAAAAAAAAGCAACAUCAACAAGCAAACAAAGAAGCAGGCAAAUCUUACGAUAAAUUAAAGGUGUUAUGUGUACGGGAAAGAGCAGAAACGAGUUGAAGCCCGCAGAAAAACCAAAAGCAAAAGUCGCCGCCGAAUGAGGACACUCGUCGGUGAACCAGGUUGACCAGGUGAACCAGGUGACCACGGGUGACCAGUGAAAUCAGCCCGGAGUUGACCAGCCCCACUGGACGCUCUUUUGCCCCCCGCCUUCCCGCUAAGCGAGCUUGAGUUCACGUAGCCCCGACAAUUUGGCGUCUUAACCGUAGACAUGUCUCUAGAUAUUUACAUAUAUAUAUUCGCGUAUAUAAAUGUUGUACAAUCAGCGACGACGUGCAACAAUAAACCAACCGCCCGCCCCGUAAAACCAGAAUCAGAACCACAACUAGAAACAUAUUCGGGAACCAUAAUCAGAACAUUGUGCUCAUAAUCCAAGCACCUACAGAUAUGCGCACUCACUCAUAGAUAGUUAUCCAUCCAUCCACUAAUCGCAAGGAACCACAUCAACUACUCAGAACUCUAAAGCAAGUAAAGUAACAACAGCAAGAAACAUUUGAAACGCAGCAAGAAAUAUAUAAAGUAAACAAAAAACAAAUCUAAAUGUUUAACUUUAAGCCACGUAAAACAAAAAGAAAACAAACAAAAAAAAAAUCAACUGAAAUUUGUGUGUAUAAAACGUAUAAAACUUAGCAUUAAUGGAAUUAAAGAAGAAGCGGAUGCCGAAGAUGUCGACGGAGUCAUGUCUAUAUAUACACAAAGAUUGAAGCAUUAUACUUACCAAGAGCAGAACAAAGAGAAUAUCAUGUGCUAAGUAUAGUAAUUUGGAGCAGAGAGAAAUGAAGAGGAAAAAGGCAACUAUAGCAGUUAUAUUCAAGUAAAUAUCGAUCGGAUAUCGGAGUAUAUUUAUUGUUUCGUUAUGUGCGGAGGGGUGUGGAAAUCGUUUUAAUUGCCUGGCCGUAGGAGAUAUCGAAAUCGUUUCCAAGCUACCUUUCAUUUUUAAUGGCACCUCUCCGUACUCCUUUCCCUGUUAUUAUUUAUUUUUAAAAGUCAAGACUUUUAAAUUAUGUUGUUGUUGUGAGAAGAGAGAUAUAAAGAGCGAGAGCAACUCGGGAUCGUAAUAAAUAAAAUUAAUUUAUAAAUACUUUUUAUGUUUUCUAUGAUUAUUUGUUCAACUAGUUGCGAGACAAAAGUCAUAAAUAGGCAUUAAUUAAGCAUCUAAAUUUAAUGGUAAAUAAAAGUAAACAAAGCAAAAGAAACCGAAAUCAAUCGAGUAAGAAGACGAUGUUUGUAGCCACGAAAUGUUCACAUCACAACCAAAUUGUCUCCCCUUUAUAUGAAACAUACACAUGUUUAUGUGUUUCUGACUAGUUUGUUUGAAGAACUAUCGGCGAUCCUUUGAUUUGUGUCCUUUGUCAGUCACCCACACCAAAAAAAAAGAACACACGGACAAAACACAUAAGCGUAUUCUGAAAAUAAUCUACGUAGUCUGAGCAUAAAAAUUUAAUGUGGAUAUAUGAAAAUAAAUAUAUAUAUUCGAAACAUAUGUGCAGUAAGAGAGAGCAGGGAGUCGACCUCUAAUUUUGUGCAAUUUUUGUUUUGUGUUAGUUAACUUUCUACGGUGGCUGUUGGCACUGUUCUUUAAAUGUGCAGAUACAGUAUCUGAGGAGCUUUACUAUCUGACUAACGAUUUGAAUGCUUUACGUUCUUGUAUUAAAGAUACCUUAUGCACUAAUUUGUACUACUUUUAAUAUAUCAUCUAUCCUUUUUUUACUCCUUAAGCUUCCCCCUCAGUCAAAAAGUUUGUUCGGUUAGGUUAGCCAGAAGAGAGGAAACCUUUUCGUUGUUGUUUCAUGUGAGUGCGUGCGAGGUACAUAUUAACAGAAUAAAUAUAUAUAUGAAUACUAUAUAUGUGACAGGAACCAGAACGCAAGAUGAGAAAGCAAAAUUCAAGUUAUUUAAUUUAGUUUAUACAUUUAAGUUUAUAUAGCAAGUGCAUAUAUAUACAAAUAUAUAUAUAUUAAAAAACCAACAAAUAAGAUGGAAAGUCUUUAAAAAAACAACAAACAAAAACAACCAAACAAACACAACAAACAAGCAUACAAUAAAAAACAAAUUUGCGAAAAGUAAAAGAAUUAUAAGUAAAAUGAUGGUUUAAAGAGGAGAGGAGGAGAAACAAGAAAACACAAAGGAUAAGAAACAAA
This is a messenger RNA of Drosophila subpulchrella, 4464 nucleotides long. It is a transcript of the gene Pka-C1, whose product is annotated as cAMP-dependent protein kinase catalytic subunit 1. The coding region runs from base 364 to 1425 and encodes 353 amino acids. The transcript is spliced from 2 exons. Gene Ontology annotation, biological process: peptidyl-serine phosphorylation. The record is from RefSeq and is a predicted model, not a curated record. Lineage: Eukaryota; Metazoa; Arthropoda; Insecta; Diptera; Drosophilidae. Gene Ontology annotation, cellular component: cAMP-dependent protein kinase complex; nucleus. Gene Ontology annotation, molecular function: cAMP-dependent protein kinase activity; ATP binding.